AAAAGGGCUGAGUGGUUAAAAAACAGCUCCAAGUGGUAUAAAUACAAAUAUGAAUAAAACAAACUUGUAUGGAAAAACAUUAUUGCAACAGUAGGCUAACCACUUUUUAAUAAAAAUAACACAUUUGGAACAUGUUUGGUGUUUGGUCAUAAAACGCUGCAACAUUAAAUAAUCCAGAGGAUUCAGUCUUAUUUUGUCAUGAUCAAAUAACUUGUAUGGGGCAGGUGUGUAAGAAAUAAAACACACCUGAUGCAGUAGAAACAUUAUCUAACAUUAACUGUAAGCAGUCAGUCUUUCACUCUAGUCACUCUGCAGCAGUAAUGUUGCUGCCCUUGUGCUGAAUCUCUUAGCAACAGAAACCUGUUUACCUACAAAACCAACACAAGACAGAGAGGUGGACAAACAGCCUGGAGUUGAAGCAGUGCGCACAUGCCCUGAGGAUUUUUGCCAUCCAUCACUGUUGUCAGUGAGGGUUUCCAUUACAGCAGUCACAGAUGGCUGAGCAGGGGAGGAUAGUCAUGCCGACUGUCGGAGCAACAGGCAGCAGGGGAGGACUGACCGACAACACAGUCAAACUCUGCAACACGUCUUAUAGAACGUCAUAUGGAUUCAAAACAGAUCCAGGCAGGGCGAACUUCACUUCUUACCUCAGACCGCCCAGUGGAUCAGGCUUCACAUCAAACCAGAGACCUGCCAUUUAUUACAGGCCAUGUUUGGAUCACGUUGACAACCCUCAGUUUGGACUCCUGUUAUCUGACAGCUUCGUGUCUCAAACUCAACGACACUACCAGCAUCACAUCCAGUCUGAUUGUUCGGGGUCUUUGCCAAACCUCAUUAACAAACCCAGAGACAGCGGCUUCCAUCAGUUGAGGAGUCGUCCGAAGACAGCGGCUGUGGAGGAAAAGACAGAGUACCAGAGAUUGUUUGUGCCACAUCGGCUCACACCUACAGUCUCUGUGCAUCAUGUGACUGUAGGUCCAAAAGAAGAGAGUGGUUUCACUGAGGGAACAGACCUUCGACUAAACACAUUUCAGGAGAAGAUAAGCUGUUGGGUUGAACCUCUGCAGACUCACGGCUCAGUGAUGAAAAAUGACUUCAUGCCGCCGUCAUUUCUAAAGGGCACUGAGGCGAGUCCGAGCCUGAGCUGCAGCCGUUUUUCCAGAGAAACAGGAUUCACUCGAGGUGCCACCGCUCCCCCGGGCUGCCCAACCUCCCCUCUGCCAUCACCCCAGACUAAAAGUAGUGCACCAACUGAGAGGACAAUUGGAAACAAGGAGCCCACAGGGUUUCUUCUCAAUGCUCCAAACAUCCAUGCUUUCCCUAACACACCUUUUGAUUGUUCACACUUUACUACACAGUAUAGGAGCACGUUCUGUAAAAAUGCUGGUUAUGAAAAGUUGAAAUCUGGACCCACUUGUGCAGGAAUCAUCCGCGCAGAAAUGGACAGCGGAUACAAUCGGCGAGACAUGGAUAGGUUCAUCUUUAGGGGCUAAACCUUCACACACCUCAGAUGGUACCUGCAUGGCUUAAAAUAAAAUGUGUUAACACGUUAA
Messenger RNA from Epinephelus lanceolatus (giant grouper), 1553 nucleotides. It is a transcript of the gene saxo4, whose product is annotated as stabilizer of axonemal microtubules 4. The record is from RefSeq and is a predicted model, not a curated record. NCBI's taxonomy places the organism in Eukaryota, Metazoa, Chordata, Actinopteri, Perciformes, Serranidae. Gene Ontology annotation, molecular function: phosphatase binding.